UCAACUAAACGUUAAAUUGAGAAUACAACACCGUAUCACUCUCGUGAUUAUUUCUCCCCUGUUUUCAGGGGCGUAACAGAUGCCUCUCGACAAACAUACCACACCUCUAAAUGAUAACAGAUAAAUGCUGUAACUUGGCACACACUAAAUAAUUUCACCUCCUUCAGCUCCAAGUCAAAAUGUACCUUAUUGUACCCAUCCUUGUGAGCUUGCUACUCCCCAAAGCAUAUUCACUCAAGUGCUUUGAGUGCACACCAGGAGAAUCGGGAGCAUGCACGGACAAGGAGACUGACUGUCCAACCCAAUGUGGAAACACGCGGAUUACAUCCUAUAUGGGUGGUACAACAUUAUCCGAUGUGAACCUGAAGUCUUGCUCGGUGCCUGCACAGUGUCUCACUGCAUCGGUGAAUUUUGGAAUGAUGCGCACUAUGAUCGCCAGCACAUGCUGCAAUACAGACCUCUGCAACUCCAAAAGCAUCCCUGAAUCUACUAAAACCACCCCUAAUGGCAAGAAGUGCUUCACCUGUACCGGAACGGACUGCACGAGCGCUCUGAGCUGUGAGGGAGACGAGGACCGCUGUAUCUCAACAAUAGUGAACAUGGGUGGCGAGAAGAUGACAAUGAAGGGAUGUGCCUCCAAGAGCAUCUGUGUGGGAGACAUGUCAGGAGCGCUGGGGCCCACCAUGGGCAUUGACAUGAAGUGCUGCGAGGGAAACCUGUGUAACAACGCCCAGAGCAUCGGACUGAGCCUCCUGCUCCUGGUGACAUCCAUGGUCUCUGUGGCCCUGUUCCACUGAGAGACACCGUCCCUUCACCUCCUUACCUCCCCUUCUCCCCCCCCCCCCCCCCCCCCCCCCCCCCCCCUUUCCUCUUCUGGGCAUUGCCUCAUUCUAUUUAUUAGUUCCAUCGUAACAGGAGCCUCCAUGUCAUUGUCCAUCUCCCCAGUCUCCACGAUCUACCUGUUGUGUGUAUUAAUAAUGGAUUUGAUUGAAUAGCCCCUUUCGUUAGACACUCCCUUGGGGCUUCACAUUGUGUAGGAUUAACCCAACCCCUCCACCCCCACUAGCGUAAUGCUGCAGCCACCUGUGGAAUGCACUAUAGCCAUUUUAUUUUAGGGACAGCUCUCAUUAAAAAAACACACCCACAACCAUCCCAUAAUCCCUACACAUACCCACCCUCUUCUCUCUUCAAGGCCCUGUGAGGCAUGGAUGUUUGGCGAGGCAUCUGCCAAUCUAAGCAAGUGUUGUACAUUGCUUCAAAUCAUUGGCAUUGUUAGCUUUCACAUUAUUUUAACAUUCUGUACAACAUAAAAAGGCUAUUGAAUCCCAUUUUUAACAUGGCAGAAAUAUACUUACAAUUAAAUAUGUCACUGGAUGUGUAAAGUGUUAAUGUAUUUCUAAUGCCUAAUUGAUGAACAAGAUGAAUUUUGUAAAUUAAAGUACAUGAAUUAUGUAUAGAUGAGCUGACUAUUCUCACAACCUCCUUCCCCCUCCAAUAAGGCAAUGAAUAAAUACAUUUUAAAAAAUC
Oncorhynchus kisutch (coho salmon) is the source of this 1527-nucleotide messenger RNA. RefSeq names its product urokinase plasminogen activator surface receptor. The record is from RefSeq and is a predicted model, not a curated record. Bases 180 to 797 code for a protein of 205 amino acids. The transcript is spliced from 5 exons. NCBI's taxonomy places the organism in Eukaryota, Metazoa, Chordata, Actinopteri, Salmoniformes, Salmonidae.